GACAGCUUCUAUCAGGCUCAAAGCGGAGGUAAAAUUGUGUCAUGUAUUGCUGGAACAAAAAUCCAAAAUCUUUGUAAAGUGGCGAAUGAUGUGCUAUGUUCCCAAAUAAAUAAAUUAACAUUAAACUUCAUGGAUAAUGCUGAAAGAAUCCUUUUUGCCAUGUUCGAUGUCUGUAACAAUAACGAACUGUUACGAGCAUCAUGGUCGACUUCACCAAACGUUUCUCAUUUGCUGGCUUACAUUUUGGAAUUUGCUGAACAAUUUUUGGAUUAUAUAUCCUCGCUGGCAGCUUUGGACAUUGAAAUUGAGUUGGAAUUGGGUUGGGUUGAUUUUGAGGCUGAUGAAUUUGUUGUGAUGGACAGCGUGCGUACAAGAAAGAAAAGGCGACAAGUGGGACAACAUUGA
Molecule: messenger RNA, 405 nt
Organism: Paramuricea clavata
Lineage: Eukaryota; Metazoa; Cnidaria; Anthozoa; Malacalcyonacea; Plexauridae
Source: the annotation of a GenBank genome assembly